AUGGAGCCGCCCGCGCCGCCUCAGGAGCAGCCGCCGCGCCCGCGCUCGCACACGGUCACCACCACCAGCAGCUCCUUCACCGCCAACCUGUCGGCCAGCUCCAGCACCCUCGCCUACGACAGGGAGUUCCUGCGCACCGUGCCCGGGCUCCUCAUGGUGACCGAGAUUGUAUUGGGGCUGCUGGUGUGGACCCUGAUUGCUGGAACAGAAUACUUUCUAUAUCCAGCCUUUGGCUGGGUGAUGUUUGUAGCUGUGUUUUACUGGGUUCUCACCGUCUUCUUUCUGAUCAUCUACAUGACAAUGACCUACACCAGGAUCCCUCAGGUGCCAUGGACCAUGGUGGGUCUGUGUUUUAAUGGAAGUGCCUUUGUUUUAUAUCUCAUUGCUGCCAUUGUAGAUGCAUCUUCAGUUACCAAAGAUCUGGACAAUCACAAUUACAACAGCUGGGCAGCUUCUUCAUUCUUUGCCUUCGUGGUUACCUCCUGCUAUGCUGGAAAUACGUAUUUUAGCUUUAUAUCCUGGCGAUCACGAACUUUGCAGUAA
Molecule: messenger RNA, 543 nt
Organism: Cinclus cinclus
Lineage: Eukaryota; Metazoa; Chordata; Aves; Passeriformes; Cinclidae
Gene: CMTM8
Product: CKLF like MARVEL transmembrane domain containing 8
Exons: 4
Coding region: 1-543 (180 amino acids)
Biological process (GO): myelination
Cellular component (GO): membrane
Molecular function (GO): structural constituent of myelin sheath
Source: RefSeq, a predicted model, not a curated record